AUGGCCAGAAAUGACAUUGAAGUGUGGCCCUAUUAUCGACCGGAUCUCGUUUUUAUCUAUCGAAUUAUCGAAUCUUCAACAUUUUCCCUCGUAUUUCUCGUAGUGAUUUUCUAUAUUCGAUUAUUGUUAAAAAAAGAGUUUUGUCAUCCGAAUCUCCGUUUCCUCCUCAUCACACAACCGAUUUGUCAUAUUUGCGCGCUAGCACUCCGACCAAUCCGACACACAAUCGACUAUUUCGGAUUGAUGAACCCAAUCCUUUUGAAAACGAUCAACUAUUUCUCGGACUCUUUGCUCACCAUCUGCUUUCAAAUCGUUCUCGCCUAUUCGGUGGAGCGAAUCAUUGCCAUAAAAUACGUAGAAAAUUACGAGAAUCGAUGGACAAAAAGGCCAACAUUGGGCAUUUUGCUGUUGAUAGGAUCAAUAUCAAGUGAACAGGGAUUGAUAAUGCUUUGGUAUUUUGGAUUGAACAAUACAUUGGCGUAUUCUCUGCAAUAUCUCUUCUUCAUCACAGCGGCUAUUUUGAUGAUCCAAAUGGUACUAACAGUUGUCGGACAAGACUGUCUCAAAGAAGAGUUAUAUCUGAUGAUUGGUCGACGACAUCGCGUUGAUGCACAGGGGAUCACAACAAUUCUUGGGAAACCCAUGGUGUUCACCGCCGAACAAGCAAAUCAAGUCUAUUUCGAGCAGAUUCAACAAAGCUGGGAUAUCGUCCUGAACAAUAAUCAAACGACCGGAAAAGCCAAAUAUAAGGAGCCAACA
Messenger RNA from Mesorhabditis belari, 759 nucleotides. The record is from the annotation of a GenBank genome assembly. NCBI's taxonomy places the organism in Eukaryota, Metazoa, Nematoda, Chromadorea, Rhabditida, Rhabditidae.